AUGAGUUCUUCACUCAGGUUCUCUCAACAGUCUUCUUACCCAAUAUCUGUGCGACCGGUGGUAGUAGCUCCGAGAAAACGUACACUCCAAGUCAGCAUCUCAAAGAAGGAUAGAAAGAUUCAGAGGCUUAGAGAUGAAGUCAGUGACUUUUAUGAUCAAAAGCUCAAGUCUCUUAAACCAGUAGAGAAAAAGCAAAAAGCAACUGAGUGGAUCAAGAAGAAUGUGGUAGACAAAGAGAAGAAAAUAGGCGUUGUGGAGUUUGGAGAUAUAAUAGGAAAGGGAAAGUUUGAUCUCACGGAAUUCAUGCUCGUCCAGAUUGGUCUUAUAGAGGAGGAUAAGGAGAAGAAACAGAAGGAGGAGGAGGAGAAGCUCAAGAAAAAGAAAGAGGAGGAGGAAAAGCUCAAGAAACAGAAAGAGGAGGAGGAGAAGCUCAAGAAACAGAGAGAGGAGGAGGAGAAGCUCAAGAAACAGAAAGAGGAGGAGGAAGAGAAAGCAAGGGACGAGAGGGAGACUGAGAAAGUGAAGAGGUUUUUAGAUGAGGAUGAUGCAGAGAAGAAAGCAAGGGACGAGAGGGAGACUGAGAAAGUGAAGAGGUUUUUAGAUGAGGAUGAUGCAGAGAAGAAAGCAAGGGACGAGAGGGAGACUGAGGAAGUAAAAAGGCUUAUAGAAGAGGAUGAUGCAAAGGAGAAGGCAGAAGAGGAAGCACACAAUCUUCUUUGUGUAGCCCUUGUGCUCGGCGCAUUGAAGCAUUGGCUCUAA
Microthlaspi erraticum is the source of this 759-nucleotide messenger RNA. The record is from the annotation of a GenBank genome assembly. NCBI's taxonomy places the organism in Eukaryota, Viridiplantae, Streptophyta, Magnoliopsida, Brassicales, Brassicaceae.